UCUACGCUCUUGCUUUGAAUACACAGGGAAAAGAAAACAAACUGGAGGCUGGCUUGACUGCAAGUCUCGAAUUGGAGGCUGGCUAGACACAAGUUCGGUUUUGCGCUAUACAAAUCAGCCCUCUUAACACUGUGGCCUUUCCAGGUGAAAGAAACGAUAGUGAUCACAAUGAGGGUGUUCUGCUGCUGUACUGCUUUCCUGCUGCUCAUCCUUAUUCCCACAGCCUGUGAAGGAGGCAACAUUUUAGUCUUUCCCUCUGAAGGCAGCCACUGGGUAAACAUGAACAUUCUACUAAAAGCUUUACACUCCAGAGGACACAACAUCACUGUUUUACGUCCCAGCAACAGCUGGUACAUAAAAGAUGACUCAUCCUAUAAUACCAUUACAGUUCUAGUGGAGAAUCUCUUGGAUCAGAAGUUCAUCACAAGACUUGUGUCUGACUCCAUACAAUUUGAACGAGGGGCCCUCCCCUUGAUGAGUUUUCUUCAAAUGAGUGGAGGGAUGAUCAGCUUAAUUGUUGAUUUUCAUAAAGCUGUAGCUAAUUUUGUAUCUGCAAUACUAGAUGACAAUGACUUAAUAAGAAAACUAAAAGACAGCAAGUUUGACCUGUUGCUUGCUGACCCCUGCUGGGGUGGUGGAGUCAUUGUAGCCAAAUAUUUGAACCUUCCUUUGGUUUAUAAUGUUCGCUGGGUAUUAGGUACAGAGGCUCAUUUUUCCAUAGCCCCGUCACCAUUAUCUUACAUUCCUGUGACUGGAACUGGCAAUACUGUCGAGAUGACCUUUUUUCAGAGAGUUAAAAACAUGGUUUUACACAUUAUAACUCAAACACAGAACAGCCUGGCGUUUAAACUAGUAUACCAGAAAACAGCUGACAAAUAUCUUGGGCCUGGUUAUGAUUUUAAUGAGUUAAUGACCGAUGCAGACAUUUGGCUGAUGAGAGUGGACUUUGUGUUUGAGUACCCACGGCCCACAAUGCCUAAUGUUGUUUAUAUCGGAGGGUUCCAAAACAUGGAAAGCCUGAGGCAGGGAGAUGGAACAGGUAUCAACAACAGAUGUGACCCUGAUCAAAUUGAUACCGUUAUGCACUUUGCCUUACAAGGGUCUACUGAGGCAAUGGGCAAUAGUGCCUUUUGCAUGGUGGCUCAGCUCCUCCCCUCUGGAGAGUACAAAUACACACAUGUCACGUUCAACAUACUGGUGCUUUGA
Pundamilia nyererei is the source of this 1206-nucleotide messenger RNA. RefSeq names its product UDP-glucuronosyltransferase 1-2-like. The coding region runs from base 169 to 1206 and encodes 345 amino acids. The transcript is spliced from 4 exons. The record is from RefSeq and is a predicted model, not a curated record. Gene Ontology annotation, molecular function: UDP-glycosyltransferase activity. Lineage: Eukaryota; Metazoa; Chordata; Actinopteri; Cichliformes; Cichlidae.